Salvelinus fontinalis (brook trout) is the source of this 1639-nucleotide messenger RNA. RefSeq names its product gastrula zinc finger protein XlCGF17.1-like. Gene Ontology annotation, biological process: regulation of immune system process; regulation of cytokine production; negative regulation of transcription by RNA polymerase II. The record is from RefSeq and is a predicted model, not a curated record. The coding region runs from base 39 to 1100 and encodes 353 amino acids. NCBI's taxonomy places the organism in Eukaryota, Metazoa, Chordata, Actinopteri, Salmoniformes, Salmonidae. The transcript is spliced from 2 exons.
CAGUACAUGCCUCAUAGCUCCAGUCUCAAACCUGCUGGAUGGAGAAAGUAGCUUUUGUGAAAGAGGAGGAAAAGGAGCCCAUUACAAUACAAAAACUAGUAGAGGGCGAGGCUGUUACUGUGAACGAAGAAGAGAAAGACGUUACAGAGAAAGAAGAGGAAGACGCGUUCAGAGUGAAAGAGGUUGACGAAGUUUCAGUGAAAGAAGAGGAGACUGACGAUGAACGAGAGAGACGUGACUAUCGUGGUUCCUCUGGGGAGCCUCAACAACCUCAUGAUGCUGACGAGGCAGAGAAGAGUCUCUCCACGUCAAAACACCAGCAGAGACCCACAGGGAAGAAAUCUCAUUGCUGCUCUGACUGUGGGAAAGGUUACACAUCUUCAUCAGAACUUAAAAUACACCAGAGAACACACACAGGAGAGAAACCUUAUAGCUGUGGUCAAUGUGAGAAUAGUUUGAAUACAUCUUGCUAUCUGACGGUACACCAGAGAACACACACAGGAGAGAAACCUUAUAGCUGUGAUCAAUGUGGGAUGAGUUUUACUACAUCAAGCAAUCUGAUUCGACACCAGAGAACACACACAGGAGAGAAACCAUAUAGCUGUGAUCAAUGUGAGAAUAGUUUUACUACAUCUUGCUAUCUAAAGGUACACCAGAGAACACACACAGGAGAGAAACCUUAUAGCUGCAAUCAAUGUGGGAUGAGUUUUACUACAUCAAGCCAUCUGAUUCGACACCAGAGAACACACUCAGGAGAGAAGCCUUAUAUCUGUGAUCAAUGUGGGAAGAGUUUUCCUACAUCUAGCCAGCUGACUUCACACCAGAGAACACACACAGGAGAGAAACCUUUUAGCUGUGAUCAAUGUGGGAUGAGUUUUACUACAUCAAGCAAUCUGAUUCGACACCAGAGAACACACACAGGAGAGAAAUCUUAUAGCUGUGAUCAAUGUGAGAAUAGUUUUACUACAUCAAGCAAUCUGAUUCGACACCAGAGAACACACACAGGAGAGAAACCUCAUAGCUGUGAUCAAUGUGACAAGAGAUACUCUGAAAAAAGAUAUCUGAUCAAACAUCAGAAAAUACAUGGAGUUGUUUCAUGAUAUCAAUGAAAUAAUGUCACAAUGUAGAAUGUUUUAACAUUGUAGAAGGAGUAUUUUAAUGAUGUCACAAUGUAGAAUGUUUUAACAUUGUAAUAGGAGUAUUUUAAUGAUGUCACAAUGUAGAAUGUUUUAACAUUGUAGUAGGAGUAUUUUAACGAUGUCACAAUGUAGAAUGUUUUAACAUUGUAGUAGGAGAAUUUUAAUGAUGUCACAAUGUAGAAUAUUUUAACAUUGUAGAAGGAGUAUUUUAAUGAUGUUCUACCUUAUCCUUUGCCCUGUUCAAUUGAUUGCAGCAUGAUAUGGAUAUUAGCCUCAGGGGAAAAUCCAGGCUCUAAAUUGAAAGAGUAUUAUUUAACAAAAAGUGACUAACAAAAAAAGAGCUGUGUUACACUUACUGCAUUGGUGACCCACUUUAAUCAAAAUGCAGGACUUCAAAAUGUAGCCAGAUGUUUUCUACAAGUUGAAAAAGCUGCUUGCUUAAAAAAAUACAUGUUAGAUGAUAAUUGUUGCAGAUGUUUGUCUAUAUACACACAUGAAAG